Penicillium brevicompactum is the source of this 240-nucleotide messenger RNA. RefSeq names its product valyl-trna synthetase. The coding region runs from base 1 to 240 and encodes 79 amino acids. The record is from RefSeq and is a predicted model, not a curated record. The transcript has 3 exons. NCBI's taxonomy places the organism in Eukaryota, Fungi, Ascomycota, Eurotiomycetes, Eurotiales, Aspergillaceae.
AUGGCUCAGGACUCCGCCUCUCAUAAUCCAAUCGGCGUCUCGUUUGGUAAUCUGACGGAGCCGCCACCACCGAUUGACGAGGAUACGAAGACGAAGAUUUCCGAAGCGGUAGACAAGGAUCCGACGGGCCAGAGACUAGGGGGCCAGGGUAUAGACGAUCUAGAAAAGCCGGAAAAGACCUUGGAUCUUGAGCGUCAUCGCGCCGAGACAGUGACCAAGUUCGCCCGGACAAACCAUUGA